AAAGUAUAAGGAGAAUUAUUACAUUAUGAAGAUCAACAUUUUCAUCUUAUAUAUGAUCCUACAAGGUCUUUUGGCUCAAGAAAAAAAUCUUAAUUUUUCUUUUGAUCGAUCAAAAAGAGAUUUAUCAAAAUCAAGAGCUCUCAUUGAUUACGACGAUUUUCCAGAAAAUCCAAAUUCAUUGUAUUAUAAACAAAUGUAUCUCUCUAGUGGAUUGAACGAAGUAAAACGAAGAAACAUAUUAUACUCUCAAAGCUUCUGCCCUUGUGAAAGCCUAUACGAGAUAAAGGAUCUAGGUGAAGGACAUUAUCCUAGACAUUUAACAGUAUCUCAUUGCAAACCUAAAACAUGUCAGGAUAAAUUUAAUUCGUGUAAAUUAUUAAAAUAUAUGGUACACAUUUUAAGUCAACGAGAUGCAAAUACUUUGACGGAAGAUGAGAAUAGUUACAUGGACGAAAAUGCACCACUUCCUGAAUCGCUUCGUCAUAAAUGGCAAUUGAAACCGAUGUACAUUGCGGUUGCUUGCGUGCCCGAAACAGAAGGAAGAAGGAAUUAAGAGAGAAAAAAAAAAAGAAAUUUAACAAUCUAUGUGAAGUGAAAAAGAAAAAGAAAAAAAAAAAUAAAAGGAAAGUAAUAGAUGUAAUAAUAAUAGCAUAUUAUCAUGAUGUAACACGCAUUUAUAUUUGUGCGUGCUUGUGUACGUGUAUGUGUGUGUCUGUGCAUAUACAUAUAUAUAGAGUGUUCUAUUUUAAUUUAACAUCGUUAAUGACAUUAA
Vespa velutina is the source of this 772-nucleotide messenger RNA. Its product is annotated as prothoracicotropic hormone-like. NCBI's taxonomy places the organism in Eukaryota, Metazoa, Arthropoda, Insecta, Hymenoptera, Vespidae. The record is from RefSeq and is a predicted model, not a curated record. The coding region runs from base 26 to 553 and encodes 175 amino acids. Gene Ontology annotation, molecular function: prothoracicotrophic hormone activity. The transcript is spliced from 4 exons.